AUGAUACCGUACCUAAAGAACGGCUCAGGUCUCAUAAGCAGGGCGCGCAAAUACUUCAACGACACUCGUGAACCAUUCGCCAUCACCCUUACAGGAGGAAAGCUCUACUUCAUUGUCCGCGAGCUAGCAAGCUCCUUUGGAGUAUCCAACAGUGCUCUAUACGAAUUCUCUCGUCAGCCUCUCGGUGAGAAAGACGACGUUGUGAGUCGAAAGACCGGUAUCAAGAACCCUCGCUUGAAGAGCUUGAGUCAACUCAACAAUGAUUUCUGGAAACAACAGCUCUUACCUGGUGAGAGGUACUCUGAGCUACAAGAAAGAUUCCUAGGGUAUAUUGAGACAUCAUUGAUUCAAGCGGAUACCAGCAACAAGUCAGCGACUUGCGAAGCUGCCAAUCAUGAGCAUACCUCGCUGAUGGAAUGGACCCAGAGUGUUCUAAUAGAUGCUGGCGUGCGUGCAUUCUUCGGCGACAAGCUCUUAGAGCUCGAACCAGACCUCCCAAAACACUUCCUGAAGUUCAACAACGAACAGUGGAAGCUCUGGCACAAGUGGCCUAAAACGACCCAGAUGCGCGCCGCCAAAUCUCAAUGUAUUAAAACAAUGCAGCAAUACCUGGCUCUUCCUAAGCAUGAAAGACCAGGGGCAGCAUAUAUGGUCGAGAUAAUGGAGACGACGCAACGCGCACUAGGCAUUCCCGAAGACGAUAUCGCGAUAGUUCUGUUCAUGUUACUAUGGACCACCAACACGAAUACCUACAAGCUGCUAUUCUGGGCUCUAGCACACCUUCUCCGAGAUCCAGGCUUACUAGCAACCAUCCGAGAAGAGACUGCCCCCGCAAUCAAGCCAGGCAAAGGCGUGUCAAUCCCAUACCUCACAGACUCGUGCCCUUGGCUGUCAGCGUUGUUAAACGAAGUCUUACGAAUAUAUGGUGACGCAUCGUCCACCCGCCUCGUAACGGCGCCCACGUCAAUUGGCGGCAAAGCUCUCCCAGUAGGCUCUUGCGUCGUUGUGCCUGCGCAGCAGCUACAUUUCAAUCGCAGCAUUUAUGGCCCAGACGUGAACGAAUUCGCGCCAGAACGGUUCAUUCGCUCGAAGAACCUUACCCAUAGUUCCAGUUACCGGCCGUUUGGGGGUGGGAUCUCGUACUGCCCUGGAAGACUCCUCGCAAGGCAGGAAGUGAGCAUCUUCAUAGCGUUGGCUCUGGCGAGAUUCGAUGUUGAGAUCGUUGGCGAGCGUAAAUUUCCUGUGGCUGACAAGGGGAAGCCUACGGCUGGAGUGAUGAGCCCGAAACCUGGGGAGGACUUGCUGUUGAGAUUGAGUCCUCGCUAA
Molecule: messenger RNA, 1326 nt
Organism: Endocarpon pusillum Z07020
Lineage: Eukaryota; Fungi; Ascomycota; Eurotiomycetes; Verrucariales; Verrucariaceae
Exons: 4
Coding region: 1-1326 (441 amino acids)
Molecular function (GO): iron ion binding; steroid hydroxylase activity; heme binding
Source: RefSeq, a predicted model, not a curated record